Struthio camelus australis is the source of this 1311-nucleotide messenger RNA. Lineage: Eukaryota; Metazoa; Chordata; Aves; Struthioniformes; Struthionidae. The record is from RefSeq and is a predicted model, not a curated record.
AUGCCUCGAGAAGAUGCCACAACCAUGGUGCAUCCCAGUGAUGACCUCAAGGCAGCUGUGAAAGUCUGCUAUGGCUGUUACCGUGUUUGUUACUUCUGGGCACAAGGAGUAUCAGGUGGAGUAUAUGGGAAGCUGGCUGCUGCUCCAAGCCAUACUCAGUCCUUGCAGAUUCUGCAGGGGCCAAGGAGGAAUGGUCUUAUCGUUGCCUGUUACCAAGGUUAUGUGGAUAUUGUAAUAGCCUUAGCACAAUGCCCUCAUCUUGAUGUAAACUGGCAGGACAAUGAAGGGAACACAGCUUUAAUUACAGCUGCGCAGGCAGGGCACAUCACCAUUACAAACUACCUGUUGAACUAUUUUCCUGGACUUGAUAUUGAGAAGAGGAAUGUGUUUGGAUUUACCGCCCUGAUGAAAUCUGCGAUGCAGGGCCGCACUGAAUGCGUCAGAGCCUUGAUGCUGGCAGGGGCAAAUGUUCACGCAACAGACCCAAGCCGUAGACUGACUUCAUGGGAAUGGGCUUGUUACACAGGAAGGUCAGAAUCUGCUUUCAUCAUGCAAAAGCUGAUGGACAGGCCAUGCCCAGAACAGUUUUGUGAUCAGUAUAAACCAGAAUGGCCAAAGAUGAAGGAACUUCUUGCUAAGGCUGCAGAGCCAAAGAGCUGUUUGCAGAGGAUUUCAGAGUGCAUGAGAUCAGCAGUCUCAUUCCGGGCUUUCCGUGGCCCAGAAGAAGAUGGGGUCCUUGAUCACAUGGUCCGGGUGACAACAAGCUUAGGCAGUCCUUUUAUUGCUCUGUCAUGCAGGACUGUGUGCCCAGGAAGCCCACCUUCUGUGGGAAAACGCAGACUGGCCGUGCAGGAAAUCCUUCGGAAGCAGAGAGCCGAGCAAAUCCGAUCUCAGGACAAAGACCACGUUAGCAGCUAUGAGAAAUUAUUUCAGAACUCCAAAGUCACGCUGAUCCCCAAAAAGAAAGACCGUCGAGCCAGUCUGCAGCCCGCUAGCCUUGUGGUACCUCAAGUGAGCACUGUAGCCCUCAGGAAAGCAAGCCUCUUGCCGCUCCACCUUUUGAGACGGAGCAGUGUGAGACCAGGAUUUGUCAUCCCCAAAGUCCGCAUCAGCAAGGCACCUGCACCCACCUACCAGCCAGAAAAUGCAAGACGGAGGAGCAGCGCUAAAGAUGACCCGUAUUUGCAGAUUCCUAAAUGGAGAUACAAGGAGCUAAAAGAGGAACGGAAGAAGGUGGAGGAACUGGAAAAGAAAAAAGCAGCAGAGGCUCAAAAACAGAGGCAGGCAUCUCCUGCCAGGUGCAGGACCUGA